AUGGACCGGUACGAGGUGGUCCGCGAGGUGGGCUCGGGCCAGUGGGUCGCGCGCUUGCGGCCAGGCGCCUCGCUCUCUGGCGCCACAGGCGUGGUAGAUGCUACCGCACCGUCGGCUCCCUCGGCCGCUUCCGGUCUGUACAUCGUCCGCGCCACGCCGCUCCCGCGCAGCAUGGACGAGGCGCAGCGUGAGCGACUCGACGCCCUGCUGUUUGCCCAGUUCAAGGGCUUCAUUCAUGCGGCCGAGAUGUUUGUGGCUUCGCCGCCACCGCCGGACAAAACGGUGGCGCCAGCCGACCCGCCGGCCCCUGCACUGUACGCUGUGGCGCCGACAGGCAGCACCACGCUGCGCGACCUGGUCCGCACCCAGGGCGGGCCGCUCGCGCCCGAGCUUGUCCGCCACAUCGCCCGUGGCCUUGUCGACAUCCUCGUGUGCAUGCACGAAAUGGGCCACGCUGUCGGCAAUCUCGCCGCCGACACCGUUUACCUCGACCUUGCUGCUCUCCGCUCGUCGUCUGGCCAGCGCUCGCCGGUGCGGAUUGCUCCGUUCUCACCGCUCGAUGUUGGCGUGCCGUCGGCGCUUGCACGCACCCCGGAGCGCCUCCUCGGCGUGACUACUCCUCACCCGGGGCACGACCUCAACCUUGCUGCCGAUGCGUGGGCCCUUGGUGUCGUGCUUGCCGAGAUGCUCCUGGGCGGCCCGCUGUUCGACUCUGAGACCGUCGCUUCUGUGCCGCAGCAUCUGUAUCAAGUGUUCAAGGUCAUUGGUGCACCGGGCACGCCCAGCGAUCUGCCGUAUCUGGCACCGGAGCACUUUGAUGCUCUCGUGUCCGCCCUUCCCAAGACCACCGUCGGCUGGCCUGCCUUGCUCCCCGACGCUCCGUCUGACGUCCUCACCCUCCUCGAUGCUCUCUUUGCUCUUGAUCCGCGCCGUCGUAUCACCAUGGUCGACGCCGUUGCCCACCGGUACUUUCACCUUCCGCUCUCGCCCGGCAUUGAGCCCGUUCCGCUCCUCGACCGCUCGCCGCCGCCGCCCGCGCCAACUGCGAGCGAUCAUUCCGCGCUUCUGGACGAGACGCUCUCGCUUCUCCCGCUCCUCCGCGAGCUCUCACCAAAUCCGCCGACGCGUCUCCACCCUCCUGCUGACGACGCCUCCUCCCUCGCCUCCUCCCUCGACAAGCUUGAUGCCGAGCUCGAAGCGCUUCAGAACCGCAGCUCCUCGCACUCGUCCAACUCUCGUAGUUCACAGCAGGACUUGCCGUCGCUCAAGCCACCGUCACCGUUCAAGCCAACCCGCCAGCCGCGGCAGUCGCCUUCAAUCAUCUCCUCGCCCUCGCCUUCGCCCUUGCCGUCGCCCGACGUCUCGUUUGAGAACAAGUACUUGACGUCGCAGGUGGAUGAUGCUGCAUCGCAGUCUUGGGCUGACGAUUACGAGUAUGAGUACCAGUACGUUGAUGACAACGAUGACAACGACGACAACAACAGCCACCAUAGCCCCAUCCAAGGCGGCAAGGCUGACGGCGACGAAGCGGUGGUGAACAACCCCAGCUUUGCUCUCGUUCCGUCUAUUCCCUUUCCGGGCUGUCCGGACUUUGCCACUGCUGGCAAGCCCGCCGACAUGCCUCGCGACUCGCGGCAUGCGCGGCCACCGCAAGCUGCGGUGGCGAUUCCAGUCCAGGCAUCGCUGGAGUCCCAGCUGAGCCAGCUCAUGGCCCAAGUCAAGCACCAGCAGCUCCACCUCGAUGAGCUCGUCUCAACUCCGAGCCGCACUUCGCCCUGCUCGGCGUCAGAGCAUCAAGCUCUGGCGUCACCGCCAGUUGCAACCGCGGUGCAAGAGCCUGCCUCCAGCCAGCCAUGGCACUCGACGCGCGACAUCGCACCGCCGCCUGACAGCCUCGGCACGCGGGCGCGGUCCGAAGCCAACGGUCUCCUCGUCGACAUCUCCCGUGGUCUUCACUUUGAAUCUGCACUCAUCAACAGCUGCCGCGCCAGCGGCUCGUCGUGGUUCAUUGCCUACCGGCUCUGCGGCGAGGACCAGCCUGUCGUCUCGGCCAUGACGUCGCCGUGCGCCGGCCCGCACUUUGACCAUCGCGUCACCUUUGCGCUCUCGCACGACCAGCUCCGUCAAGUAGUUGUCGGUGCUAGCAACAGCGCGAGCGCUCCUCUCACCGUCAUGCUCUGUGCCACCGCGCCGUCGACGCCGCAAGCCCGCACAGUCCUCGCCGUCACAGAUCUCGACCUCUCACCGCUCGCUUACGGCCUUGCCUCUCUCGACGGCUGGUAUCACGCCCUCGAUGAAUCUGCCUCUCCGGCCCUCAACCGCUCGCUCUUCUCGCAGUAUCUCGAUCAGUAUUCAGUCUCGACUCCGCCGCCGUCCGCCAUCCUCGCCGACCCGUCGUCGCUCGCUUACCGCCUCGGCGGAAUCUCAUCCUACCGCGUCGACCCGCUCAUCCACGCCUCACCCUCGGCCCGCCAUGGCCUCGCCACAUCAGACUAUGUAUCGUCGCCGAGCGGCCCGGCCACCGCUGGAUUGUCCUCGGCGCCCCAGUCCGGUGAUGGUCAUCACUCGGAAAUCCGUGCCCUCCAGCGCCUCCAGGCCUCGCUCCGCCAGCUCCAGCUGUAAACGCCCCGCCGCUCG
Molecule: messenger RNA, 2637 nt
Organism: Thecamonas trahens ATCC 50062
Lineage: Eukaryota; Apusomonadida; Apusomonadidae
Product: serine/threonine protein kinase
Exons: 2
Coding region: 1-2622 (873 amino acids)
Biological process (GO): intracellular signal transduction; protein phosphorylation
Cellular component (GO): nucleus; cytoplasm
Molecular function (GO): protein serine/threonine kinase activity; ATP binding
Source: RefSeq, a predicted model, not a curated record